UAUGAUAUUUUUUAUUGGCUGCACAUCCCAGCGAAGCCCUGCCUUCUGGAGAUGAGAUAUAGCCUCCUGCCGGAUUACAGCCUAUACGCAGCCAGCGGAGGUUUUAUUCUGUUUGCAUGAGGAAAACAUCGUGUCUGAAAGCUGUCACAUGGGGCCAAGGAGGAAAAAAAUCGCUUCCUGAAAUGAUCCCCGUCACUGGCUGUGUGUUGUUGUUGUUUUAGUUUCUCUAACGUUAUCUCGCAUCGCGCUUUAUUUUCCGUCCCCGAUCUUUUGGCCGAGUGUCGUUGCCGAUGAUGAUCAGCAAAGUUAAGAACGCGAUGUCCACUCUGGUGGGAGGGAUGAUGCCGCACGGACACCACCACCACCACAACCAUCACUCAGGUGGGGGCCAGACCUGCGGACCGGACAGCCUGCCGCCGCGCUUCCCCUACGGUCGGCCGGAUUUCUUGGACCUCACCCCGGAGCUCCUGCAGUACUCCACGGAGCACGCAUCGCGGCCGGUGCUCACGUUAAAGAGAGGCAGCAGGCUUCCCUGGGGGACGGGAUACGCAGAGGUGAUCAAUGCGGGGAAGAGCAUGCUGAAUGAGGACCAGGCCACUUGUGAGAAAGUGUUUGUGAAGAAGCCGAGCGGCAAACACAGAAACUCCACUCUGUUGGAGGACAGUGGGGAAGGCACAGGAAUUCCUCUGCACUUCUGGGGAGUGUUCGAUGGACAUGCAGGUUCUGGAGCCGCGAUCAUGGCCUCCAAACUUCUUCACCGCCUCAUCAGAGACCGUCUGGGAGAAAUCUUCCACCUGCUGGAGAAUCCCACCAGUGCGCCUCCUAUCUGCUUGGCCAAGAACGGCAGCCCGUACCAGGUGGAGACGAAGAAAGGAGCUGCACAGGAACCGGAGGACCCCGAUGCUGUCAACGACUCCUCCAUACGCUUUCACAUGGAGAAGGUUGUCAGUUUGGAGAGUCUGGUGAUGGGAGUCAUAGAGACUGCCUUCAAACAGAUGGAUGACCUCAUUGAAAAGGAAAAAUCGUCCUAUGCCAUCUCUGGUGGGUGUUGUGCCUUAGCUGCCAUUCAUUUAAUGGGGAAACUCUAUGUAGCCAAUGCUGGAGAUAGCAGGGCCAUAAUCAUACGAAAUAAUGAAGUUAUUCCCAUGACUAAUGAAUUCACACCUGAGUCAGAGAGGCAGCGUCUACAGUAUCUGGGCUUCCUGAGGCCAGAGCUUCUGGGUAAUGAGUUCACUCACAUUGAGUUCCCUCGUAGGAUCCAGCACAGUGAGCUGGGCAAAAAGAUGCUCUACAGAGACCACACCAUGACUGGCUGGGCUUAUAAGACAAUCGUUGAAGAUGAUCUGAAAUUCCCCUUGAUAUAUGGUGAAGGAAAAAAGGCUCGUGUCAUGGCGACAAUCGGAGUGACUCGCGGGUUGGGAGAUCAUGACCUGAAGGUGUACAACUCCAACAUUUACAUCAAGCCCUUCCUCUCAUGUGUUCCUGAGGUGAAAGUUUAUAACCUGGAUGAGAACAAACACGGCCCAGACGACGUCUUGGUUAUGGGUACAGAUGGACUGUGGGACGUAACAACGGACAGGGAAGUGGCAGAUGCUGUGUCAGCCUACUUAUCCUGCUGUGACCCCUCUGAUCCCAUGAGGUAUACGCUGGCAGCCCAGGACCUGCUGAUGAGAUCUCGAGGAGUGCUGAAAGAGCGUGGCUGGAGGCUACCCAAUGAUAAACUGGGCUCAGGUGAUGACAUAACUGUGUUUGUCAUCCCGCUGGCAGGGCAUGAGUCAGAGACAUGACGAGGAGCUGUAGUGACCGCUAUGACAGAGCUGACUCUUUAGGGUCCUUCCCGCAGUCCCUCCAAGCUCCCUUAACCCUGGACCGAUGGGGCAGCGGGAGAUAAAAACACCUUUGUCAUAGGGAGGACUUGGGUCUGAGCAGCACCUUCAUAAACCACUAGAUCAGACCCUGUCCCAGCUGUGUCAUUCAGCCUCACCCAGGAUCCCAUCUCUUUUGGUUUUGGUCAUGUAACAAAAGAUUUUCAGUGAAAUUUUUAGAGAAGUCACAAUCUGUUUCCCAGACCUGUUGUUUGUGAUGAUUGCCAGUGAAAAUUAAACCCUUGUAGUAUUUUUCUUUCCUGUUUAUGUUCAAGGUUGGGCCGUUCCUCAGACCUUUGAACAGAUUGUUCAUUUUCAUGUCAUGACAUAAAUGUGACUCUCUUUUUUUUUUUUUUAAACUUAACAAACAAAAAAGCCUCCCGCAGUUUUACAAUCAUAAUUUGUAAAGGGGAUUGCAGUAGAGAAUGUGAGGAAACCAAAGAGAUGAUGCUUAGCAGAAGGAUGGAAAUCUCUUAAAAUAAAUACAUAAACGAUAAAACAAAAAAAAAAAUCAUCUGAUUUAUGUCUGUACAUUAAAGAAGCAUGGAGGGCAUAAAAACAGUGGAAUGGACCUUUACCGCACUGGACCCAAACAGAAUCUGCUGAGUCCACGUUGCUGUGUUUCCCCUGUUUCAGUGAUGAUGAAUGAAUGACGACACUUUAGGCACUUGAAGACUGUUGCACUUGCUCUGUGGUAGCCUGUUGAUUUGUGAUACCUUUUUAUUGAAUGUGCUCAUAGAUGAUUUGUUUUAUUUUUGGUCAUUACAAUGAGGAGAACAGAGGGAUAUACUGUUCAUUAAAAAACACACACAAAGCAACAUUUGGAUGAUUUGUUUGAUUUUAUUACACAUUUUCUUUGUUUAGCCCUCAGAAAAGAAAGUAAAUUGUUCUCCAUAAAUGUGUUGGUAUAGUAAGAUGUGAUAAACUUCACACAUAUGCCUUACUAAGAGGUGAGGUGAAUUUAAGAGAUUUUUUUCUUCAGAUGCACUAAAUUUGAUCAUUGUAGAAGUGGCGAAGAACAUUGUAUGCCAUUAAACGUACCAUAUACCUCUUUUGUACCAUUUUUAUUAAGUCAUGUUCUUAUUUAGAUUAUCCAUAUAUUUUUGAAGACAACUUUGGUUGUAAGCAGUAUCAGAAGUUUUAUUUUUAUGUUUAUAUCCAUACUUGUUUAGGAUGAUGGUGUGUCCUAGAAUGUGAGCUAUCAAAGUGUGAGGUAGAGGGAUAAUAUGUACCAGCUUAGAAAUAAAUCUGAUUUUUCCCA
Molecule: messenger RNA, 3126 nt
Organism: Toxotes jaculatrix (banded archerfish)
Lineage: Eukaryota; Metazoa; Chordata; Actinopteri; Toxotidae
Gene: ppm1j
Product: protein phosphatase, Mg2+/Mn2+ dependent, 1J
Exons: 10
Coding region: 291-1787 (498 amino acids)
Biological process (GO): protein dephosphorylation
Molecular function (GO): protein serine/threonine phosphatase activity
Source: RefSeq, a predicted model, not a curated record